Molecule: messenger RNA, 9553 nt
Organism: Heterocephalus glaber (naked mole-rat)
Lineage: Eukaryota; Metazoa; Chordata; Mammalia; Rodentia; Bathyergidae
Gene: Prdm6
Product: PR/SET domain 6
Biological process (GO): regulation of gene expression
Cellular component (GO): nucleus
Molecular function (GO): protein binding; histone methyltransferase activity
Source: RefSeq, a predicted model, not a curated record
CACAAACUCGGUCCGGGAUCAGAUCUGCUCGCCCUGCAGAGUGCCCGCUGGUCCGGCGCAAACACUCGAGCGCACGCAGAGAUGCAUUCUGGUUUCUGUAUUUCCAUUGCGUUCAGGAUCCAGGCACUCAGCCGGAUAAACCAAGGAAAGACACAACAGGCAAGCAGGAGCCGUCACGCCAGAAACGCGGGGGGUGGAGAGCAGAGAAGGAUUUGAGCGCGCGAAGGCGCACGGGCUGUAGUGGGGCCAGCCCACUCAGAACUUCCUUCUUCCCUCUCCCCUCCCCUCCGUUCCUCUGGUCGGCCUCCUGCCUCCUCCCCUACCGACUCCUCGCUCUCUCCACACACCACACACACGCACACACACACUUGUGUUUUGUGCUGUCGUAAAACCCACGUGUCCAACCCGGAGGUUGCCAGAGCGAAGCUGAGGAGCCGGGAGGCGGCGGCUGCCCAGCGGCGCAGCACUGAGGCGCGUCUGGCCAGGGUCUUGCUGGGGUCCCGUGCUCGGCGGCGCUGCUCUCGCGUCCUCGGCUCGCAUCCCCAGAGGGCUCCGGGCUGGCCGAUCGCGGAGGCUCACCCCCUGGCCUCCAAAGCAUGUAGCGCACCGGGAAGCACACUGCCCCGCUCGCCGACACGCGCGCAAGCACACACGCACAGCCGGCGGCCCGGAGUUGGAGCUCCAGGCGUCGGACAUGCUGAAGCCGGGAGAGCCCGGCGGCUCGGCCUUCCUCAAAGUGGACCCAGCCUACCUGCAGCACUGGCAGCAGCUCUUCCCCCACGGUGGCGGCGGCGGCGGCGGCGGCGGGCCGCUCAAGGGCGGCGGCGCCGCAGGUCCCCUGGGCGCACCCCAGCCUUUGCAGCCGCCGCCGCCCCCGGAGCGCGCCGAGCCCCCGCCAGACAGCCUGCGCCCGCGGCCCGCUUCGCUCUCCGCUGCCGCGCCCGCCCCGGCCUCCGCCGCCGCCGCCACCUCGUCCGCGUCCUCCUGCGCCGCCGCCGCCCUAGCGGGGCUCUCGGCCCUGCCCGUGGCGCAGCUGCCGGUGUUCGCGCCUCUGGCCGCCGAGCCGCUGCCUCCGAAGGACCUGUGCCUGGGCGCUGCCCCGGGGCUCGGGCCCGCCAAGUGCGGCGGCGGCGACGGCCGGGGCGCCCCGCGCUUCCGCUGCAGCGCCGAGGAGCUGGACUAUUACCUGUACGGCCAGCAGCGCAUGGAGAUCAUCCCGCUGAACCAGCACACCAGCGACCCCAACAACCGUUGUGACAUGUGCGCCGACAACCGCAACGGCGAGUGCCCCAUGCAUGGCCCGCUGCACUCGCUGCGCCGGCUCGUGGGCACCAGCAGCGCGGCGGCCGCCGCACCCCCGCCAGAGCUGCCGGAGUGGCUGCGGGACCUGCCCCGCGAGGUGUGCCUGUGCACCAGCACCGUGCCGGGCCUUGCCUACGGCAUCUGCGCGGCUCAGCGGAUCCAGCAGGGCACCUGGAUCGGGCCCUUCCAGGGCGUGCUGCUGCCCCCGGAGAAGGUGCAGGCGGGCGCCGUGAGGAACACGCAGCACCUCUGGGAGAUAUAUGAUCAAGAUGGGACACUACAGCACUUUAUUGAUGGUGGGGAACCUAGUAAGUCGAGCUGGAUGAGGUAUAUCCGAUGUGCAAGGCACUGCGGAGAACAGAAUCUAACAGUAGUUCAGUACAGGUCGAAUAUAUUCUACCGAGCCUGUAUAGAUAUCCCCAGGGGCACCGAGCUUCUGGUGUGGUACAAUGACAGCUAUACGUCUUUCUUUGGGAUCCCCUUACAAUGCAUUGCCCAGGAUGAAAACUUAAAUGUCCCUUCAACGGUCGUGGAAGCCAUGUGCCGGCAGGAUGCCCUGCAGCCCUUCAACAAGAGCAGCAAACUCACCCCGGCCACCCCGCAGCGCUCCAUCGUUUUCCCACAGACUCCGUGCAACAGAAACUUCUCUCUCUUGGAUAAGUCUGGGCCCAUUGAAUCGGGAUUUAACCAAAUCAACGUGAAAAACCAGCGAGUUCUUGCAAGCCCAACUUCCACAAGCCAGCUGCACUCGGAGUUCAGUGACUGGCACCUCUGGAAAUGCGGGCAGUGCUUUAAGACUUUCACCCAGAGGAUCCUGCUGCAGAUGCACGUGUGCACGCAGAACCCCGACAGACCCUACCAGUGCGGCCACUGCUCCCAGUCCUUUUCCCAGCCUUCGGAACUGAGGAAUCAUGUGGUCACUCACUCCAGUGACCGGCCUUUCAAGUGUGGCUACUGUGGUCGUGCCUUUGCUGGGGCCACCACCCUCAACAACCACAUCCGAACCCACACUGGAGAGAAGCCCUUCAAGUGCGAGAGGUGUGAGAGGAGCUUCACGCAGGCCACCCAGCUGAGCCGACACCAGCGGAUGCCCAAUGAGUGCAAGCCAAUAACCGAGAGCCCAGAAUCAAUCGAAGUGGAUUAACUGAUUGACUGGUUGGAAUUAAACUGCAAGGAAAGUCAUGAUUAAAUGUCAUGGACACUUAAGCAAAACCAAAGAUUUCCUCAGAGCAACUUUCAAUCAGUCCCAGAAAACCAAAAGCAGUAAUAAAAUAAGUAAGAUGUUAAGAGAUAUUGAUCCUGGCAUGGAAGUCAGACCAGGAAAGAGAUUAUUUAUUUAUGACUAGGGAUGAAACUGAUUUCAGUGGACAACUACCCUGGGAUGGCUAACAUUUCCAGUCCUACCAUGUGUUUGCUUUGUUUCUAAAAAGCUUUUUAAAACUGUUAUUUAAUACCAAAGGGAGGAAUUGAAUGAGUUCUUCUGCCCACAUUUUGACUAAGAAUGCACAGGGAUUUGGUUCUCGCUGCACCUUUUUUCAUAGCAUGUUUCGAGGAGACCCAUUGUACAGCCCUUCUUCCUGCUGCUUUGGUUUUGAUCUGGCCUGAUGCUGGCUGCCCUAGCAGGGACCGUGGAAGCAGAAGCGAGCACCUCGCUGUGGCGGUGCCACCUGCAGCCCAAGCGGCUCAUUUCAGCACCCUUACUUCAUAUGUACUUUCAUGAGCUCCUUCUGUCCAACAGCCCCAUCUCAAUGCAGGAAAGCCUGGAAAAGGAAGAAAACCAUUUCAGUUUCAAAAUUCAAAGGGAAAUGUGGGGGACUUCAUCCUGUCAGGAUUUCAAAAACAUUUAAAAUGUAUGGAGCCUCAUAAUACAGUAUAUUGUUCCGAAGCGGCUAGUUGAGAAAAUUUUGUUUUCAAUAACAUUUUAGCUUUAAAAACAAAAAAUGGAAAUAAAGUUCUCCGGUUUGAGGCUAAAUAUAAGGUAUUAGGCUUCAAGUAAUUUUUUGUUGUUUCUGUCCUACUGUUGAGUCCGUGCACAAACUGAGCGCCGAGCCCAGUGCCAUCCAUGGUCAUCUCAGUACAAAGGGCUUCAUUUCCUUCCUGUAUAUGUGGAGCCUGGGCAUCCUCUGUAAAAUAGUCCAGACAAAGCAACACUGAGAAGAGGAGCCAUAGAGAGGGUUGUGGUUAGACCAGACUGCCGAUGACCAGCUAGUUUUAUCAAUAGGAACUGUUUCUCUCCUGAGAUUGAUUAAUCCAAAGAGUUGUGUACACAGUUUCACUGUUCUUUGAUUGAGUGUCUUGGAAAGUGAGUUUCACUCCAGCUAGCCUCCUGGUAGGUCAACAGUGGUGCUCAGAGAAUUGGGUCAUAUUCCAUGAAAUCAUCCUGCAUCUGGAGGAAACAUGGCUCCCACAGCUGUGGGUCCAGCCUCUCAGAAGCUGAGUUUACCUCUAUGGCCAGUGGGGAUAGUACUCAAUUUACUUACAGUGUUUAAUAAAAAGUUCUGUUUGUAGGUUUCUUGGUCACUUAAUAGCAAGUUACGGCCUUUUAAAGAACUUAUCUUUGAGUUCUCCCAUUGUCUUCCUUCUGAGAGAGAGAGAGACAGACAGACAGACCGAACUCACUACUGAAAGGCAUGGAGCCUGAAGUUCAGAUUAAUCUAUCUCAUGUAUUGUUCUCUAAAAAUCUUCCUUUUCUUUUAAUUUUGCUUCUCUAUUCCUUAGCAUCCAAAUGUCACAUGUAAAAUGGGAUAAGAUAGGGCCACGUUAAUAUAUUUGUAGUUAAAAUAAUCUCUAGGAUUGUGGGCCACAAAGAAAAAUUUGGCUAAUUUUGACCCCUGUCUCCCAGUCUCAAGUCAUUCACCUAAAGUCUACUCCCCUCUCCCUGUUGGCUCCUUGUCAUGACAGUCACAUGCAAUCUGCGCUGCUGUGGCACUGUUUUUAGUUGGAAGUGUUUUCUCUGGUAGGUAGGAAUGUAUUAUGACCUUACAGUUCCCUGCCCUCUGUUACUGGGACAUUUGCCGACAAUGUGUGUCACUGGGAAGAGUGGAAAGACUGUGUAGCCACGUUAACCUGACACUCGUAAGAAAAUGAUAGAUCAGCUGUAGAGAUGACCAAACUCUUCCAUAUAUUAAGGUUCAAACAUUUGGUUGAAAUUUUUGAAAAAGAUAAUAAGGAACUUAUCUCUGUGUUCGUAAUUUAUUUUCAGUGAGAAAAAUUAGGUGGGUCAUUUGCUUCAUUUUCCAGUUGAACAAAAGGUAGCCCACUCAUGAACCACAAAUGCAGGAAUUAGAAGGCUCCACUUCUCCUUGAUAGCUGGCAUGAGGAGAGUUUAUAUAACAAUGAUUUCUGCCACCCUAAUGGCUUUGCUUGCUGGUCCCAAACUCCCACUGAAUGUGGCAGUAACCUCUACCAAAAGAGUCUUUAGCAUUCUGCUCCAUUUAAGUCUAUUAUUUUCUUCUCUAUUAUUAAGACUUUCACAUAUAUAAUUCCACCAAAUUUGGUCAGGAAAUAUUUAUUGCUUAACAAAUAGAAAAUUGGAUAUUUAAUAUUUCAAAGCAUUUGGGAACUUUCACAAUUGCCACCUUACUUAUCCAUUAUCACCUUCCAGCAAAGCAGAGUAGGCCGUCUGUCUAUAAGACAAGCCUGCACCUGCAGAUUGACAUGGAGCCCUGGAGUGUUCCAAAUGCUUUUCAUCAGUUUGCGUGCUAGGAAGGGAGUUUCUCCUUGAAACCUCUCAACACUAGAAAGGCUUUAGAGUUUCCUACUUAAAAUGGAUACAGUAAAGGAGUGGCAGGGUUUGCUGUCAUAAAGAUAUACCAGUUUGCUUUACUAGAAACUUCAUAACUAAUAAUGGCAUGAAGAGAAGAGAAACUUGGAAUCACUGAGGAAAGGGGAUCCCGAAGGCAGACGGUGAUGGUCAGUUGAAUCAGGGUUUGGCUCUCGCAGCAAACCCUCUUUACCCCUUUCUGUCAAUGGGGCAGAAGAUUGGUUUUUGCUGUGGUUUCCAGAGCAAGACUUUCCAUCCUAGCAUAUGUUUUGAGAAGAAUCUAAGCCAAAGGGUAACACUAGAUAAAAGUCAUAGUGGAAGAGGAUGAGGGCUGGGUCUGUAGACCAUCACUUUUCUAGAAAAAUCUCAGUCAUCUAAAAGAAAGCCAAAUACUUUGCCCAGGAAAUGUGCAUUCUCUUUGAAUAAGCUUUUCAUUUUGGUUCUGUCUUUAUCUUUAAUAUUUACUUUUUCAAGGGACAUAUGGAUAAAGCUGUAAAGCUUAACUUUGUAUAACUGAUAUAAUUUGAUUCAAUUUUUCAGUGCAUUUUUAUUGAAUAUUCAUUCAAAUGUAGCUUGUUAAGAAACUGUAACAAAAGACUGUAAUACCACUUUUUUCUUCACAUGGUUAUAAUUUAUUGGAAUUUACUCUGGAAAAACUUUCUAGUCCACCAAUACAAUACUUAUAAACAUUUGCAAACUCAUCAAUUUUUUCAUCAAUUGAUUGGUUCAUUGGUCCAUUCAUUUAGUCAACAAAUAUUUACUGAACUCUCAUUUUCUGUCAAGACCCCAUUGUAGGUGUUUGUCAUUAUUUAAGUAACUAUUGGUAAGAAAAUAAUAUUGUCCUAUGUAACCAACUAGAAGCCUGAGUAAUUUAGCCCUUUGCACAAUUGUCUGAGUGGAUUUGUAGAGAUUACUACAAUUGGAAGAAUUUGAGAGAUGGAAACUCAAAUGGGGAUCAAAAGCAAUGUCUUUCAAAACAAAUUCAGAUGCACAACUUGGUUGUCUUUAGUUUGCCCGUCAGACUUUUGGUUCUUUGCCACAACAUUAGGAGACCAGGAUUAGGGUCAGUGUCUUAAAUUUUUAUGAUCCUCUUUCAGUGAUAAGGCAGCAAAUGGCAACAGGGCUAGAGUUGCUCUGGGAAGGAAAGCUAAAUGGAUCCUAAAUGGGUCUGAGGCUCCUCCCUAGUGACAAGCCUUGGCAAUGCAGCCCCUGUCCCCAGUGUGCAGCUGUGAUGCUCUCAGAGGUGGGGCUCCCAAAUGGUCUCCUUCAGAAGCACAGUACUUCAUUGUACACAGGUCCUUCAGAGAGCACUAGGAGAUAGAUAUUUAUCAGUGGCUUAAAAAUCACAGUUGUUUGGUUAAGUUCAAUAUUUUCUUUUCACUGUCAAAUUCCUUAUGCAUUAAAAUUAGAGGCUCUAUAGUGGCACCAUCCUCUCAGGCCAUAGGUCUCUGGAACAUCAUUGCAAAACUAAUUGCUACUAACUGUUUAAAAGAAAUGCUCAAUUGCUUUUCAUAGUAGAGAUAGCAUUACUAACUACAUUUGUUUUACACUAAUUUUAAAAAUCAAAUGUAAGUAUCUGUUGAGUUCUUUAAAAUGGGAAGCACGGCACAUCUCACAGAGGAGGAUGUUUCCAGAGUGGUAUGGGCCAGCGAGUUGCUCUGAGCAUACCCAGCAACAUUGUGUUUAGGAACAAAUCUGUGGCUCUCCUAUUAAGAUACACAUGCCUACAGAAACCAGGCCAGGUUAACAGGCUCCUUGAUAGGAAUUUAAGCUUGUUUCCCAGAGCCUCACUGAUUCCUGACACCAAAUCCUGAAAGGUACUGAGAUAGGCUUCUUUGAAUGAUAACAGUAGGUUCCAGAAAUGCCAUUCCUUUGCCAUGAUCCUUUCAAGGGAAGAGCUCUGGAGACAUUUUACAAAGUGACUAGAUGUUUGGGUACUUAUCUACCCAAGAGCCUGAGUUUUCUCAUCAUUAGUAUUUAUCUAACCUACAACAAAAUAACAACACAGAGUCCCAGGAAGAGGCACAUAUUUCAGCCCUGUGCCAGAUUAAAUUCUACAGACCCAAAGAUCAGCUGUCAGAUGCAUGGUCAGACAGCCAAACUGAAAUAUCUCUGGAAGCCUUGCCACAGACACUCAGCUUGUUGUACAUUGUUAUAUUUAACAUUUAAAAUACUCAUUUAGUUUCUUCUUUUAAAAUAAUGAUGUCAAAUGGUUCAUCAGAUCAAUAUAUGAAAUGCCAAAACCCAAAAGUACUUUAGAAAACAGGGCAAAGACAUGAAACCCUUGUAUUGUCUUCCCUAUAUUCUGAAGAUCCCACCAUUGUACUUAGAAAAGAAUCUGUUGAGUACAUUUUAAAGUAAAAAUAAACUUGGAGUGCAUCUCCUCAGAUUUUGAUGGAGAUGAUAAUGAAUGUAACUUCUAUUGCAUAAUUUCCUUCAAAUAUUUUUCCAACUGCUUAGCACAGAUUAUCUAGCUUAUCCUUAGGUGCUCUAGAACAGACAUACUACCAUUAUCCCUUUCUCUCCUCAUAUAUACUUAACAGUAUCAUCUUGGCAGCUGUUUUACUCUGCUCCCAGCAAAAAAUUUAAUUUUUGGGAAAAUGCUUCCCUAUGCAAAGCUUCUCUUUGAGAACAAGAACUUUUUAAAAUUAACAAACAUAGGCAUAAUUUAUAAAACAUUUUUAUGAAAACAAUGCUAAGAGACUCUUAAGCUAUGUGUCUUUGUAGUUGUUGAUUUUGUAAUCUCCAAUUUUGUGUUGCUGGGGAGCAGAAUUUCAAAUAUCUCAUUGCUGGCAGGCACUUUUUGUUUUUCUAAACAUGCAACUAAAAUUCCACAUUAAAAGAGAAAAAAAAAACCACUUCAAGUGUGUGAAAUGCAUUAGGAAAAAUAGCAACAGGCAGGAAGGGCAGUUAUGUUGGAGAGUAGCCAAAAGAGAACUAGGCUCGAACACUAUUGACAAGUGAAAACAAAUCCUGAAUGGGGCUAAGUGAAAUCUAGUGCUCUUCCUUUGUUCUGACUGAAUGCUGAGUUACUUUUCAGGCAUCAAUGGAGUAAUUAUGCAGUUGUGUCCAUUAAGAAUAUGGGCUUAUGUUGUUCAUCCUCUGCUUUAAAUAGUGAGGCAGAAACACUGGACUCAUUAUAGGUUUGGUUUGUCAAAGGCAUAGAUAUUGCAGUUAUAUACAUGAGGUACUCAAGGAACAUGUUCAAGUUUUUCAACAUUAGAUCAAACUGUGAGGUUUGCUCAAAAAAUAAGUGUACAAAAUUUCUUUGUGAACUGGAUUUAUUACCAGGCAGUUCCUGCCUGUGGUACUGAAACCAUGGUAUCUGUUACCUUCCUUCAGAUUCUGAUCCUAAUAGGCACAUUGUGAACACAGUGAUUGUGUUUUUCAUGUCAAUUGAACAUGGUGGGCCCCUACUUGGUAUUUCCUGUUUCCUGCCUUGCAAAAUAUCCCUGUUGCUGCCUCCCCACUCCUCCAAAAACUUGGCACAUCAGUCCUGAGCUAAAAUAAUCUUUAUAUAAAUUUACCAAGUUAGAGAUACAUUUUUAUAGCAGAACUCUUUUGUGUUUAAAAAAAUCCGGCCACAACAGGUGAUUCCCAUAUGUUAGAGGGGAGCGGCCAUUCUAGACCAAACGUCCCCUAACUUUCAGUCCAUCUUGGUCCAAACUUAAGCACUGUGUAACGCUAACAGAAUCAGCCCUGUAGUCUUGCUUUCUCUGAACAAUCCUGCACACGCUCUCAAAUUAGUACCAACUUGAAGAGGAUGAAAAAACAAAACCAGACAAAUUCUACUUGGAACUUCUAGUUACUUUAUGAAAGAGGCGUCUUCUCCUUCAAAUGCAAGGGCCAAGGUGGUAACUAAAAUAUGAAAGAAAAAUUUGGCUUAGACUAGCAAGGUUACUUAGGAAACCUAAUGUUCCCAAGUUAAUUGAUUUUGUUAUGUCAAGGGAAGGCAUUCAGCUUUGUAGUGUGCUAAUAGAAGUGUGGUGUUUAGGUGCUAUCAGGGCAUUGUGUAAAGUUCCUUAAUAUAAUUAUUUAAAUAUACUGUAAAUGUUUUUCAUUGGAAUAGAAAUAUGCCUAUCUCUGUCUUCCCACCAAAUAAAAUGGCCAGGAUGAGCUCAAUUUCAGUUCUGCUUUCUGAAGUUUGGAAAAUGUAAACAUACCAGCUAGGAGAGGGAGAAACUCCCUGUGGGUGGCGAGGAGCAUGCGGACAGUUUGCUUCAAGGACCAGUGAUAAGACAAGAAUGACGGCCCUGCAGUUAGAAGGGAAACAUUUGCUUAUCUCCUUUUUAACUUUAUUAAAGUCACCUCUUAAAAAGAAAAAAAAAUUGCAAAAAACCAAUGAGAUCAUGCAUGCUGCUGUAUUCUUGUGAUAGAAUCUACCAGGAUUACAUUGUAAUUUAAAUGAAAAACAGGCACACAUUUAGAGAUCAUUGACCAAGAAAUGUAAAUACGUUUGAUUAAUAAAACAUUUCUAUGAUGACUUGA